AUAAUUUCUUUUCCCGUUAUAUUUUUUAAUAAUUGAAGUUCUAAAAAUAAGAUGCCUAAAAAAAUAAUCAACAAAGCGUGUCAGUUGGGAAGUACAUUAUUAGGUGGGAAGCGGUGGGGUCAAUCAAACGGUGUAAUGGAACAGCUACAAGUUUUAGCCAAAAGUAAGGAGGUAGCUGAACGUUCAUUGAAACUACGCAAUAUGAGAAUGAUGCGAGUAGACUUCCAUUCCCCACUAAAAACAUAUGAACAUUCACGUUUAGAUAGUGAGUAUAUGAAGAUACCGGAUAUGUCGAAAAAAGUUCCAGAAACAAGGACUCAUAUUACUAUGCGCGAAGCUAGGAAUGCAAUGAAAAUAAUGCAUUGCAAUGCAAAUCGGCGUAAACGUAAAUGUUCACCUACUUCCAGCAAAACUGUGGUCAAGAAAGUUUUAAAAGCUUCCGAGCCUCCAGCGAAAGAGUUUUAUGUUAAUUUGAACAGAAUGGAUGAUAUACAUCCGAGAAAGAGCAAUGUAGGUAGCACAACAUCAUUAGCGGCUUGUGUUAAAACCAAUACGAAAUCUUUGGAGAAUAUAUAUCCAAUACCAGAUCACAUUCCUUCAGGAUCUGUCAACAAAACGUUAUGUAGAAAAUAUACAGCAGGUGUAAACAGUAUGGAAGCAACGAAAAGUAUCAAUUAUCCAAUGAAUGAAUACAUUUCGAAAUAUAACAAAUCUGAUGAUUUACCUUUGUUGAUAGAUCAAUUUCGAAUUAGUUGGAUUGAAAAGAGUAAAAAGAUGCAAAGAAAAAAUGAUUUUACAAAGCCUUCAGUGCCAAAUAUAUCACCAACUAAAGCUGUUAGGCUUUCAGUGCCAAAUAUAUCACAAAAUAAAGCUUUUAAGCUUUCAGUGCCAAAUAUAUCGCCAACUAAAGCUGUUAAUCCAACGAUUAAAACGGAAGCACAAAGUUCCAAAAAGGUGAAACAACUUGCAGAUGAGGAGGACUCUGCUGAUGAUGAGGAAAUAAUUGAAGUUGAAGUUGACAAAAAGAAAGGAAACGAUUUAAUGGCAAAAUAUAUGGGAAAACAUUGCAAACAAUUGCAAAUGAGAUACCCUUUCACAUCUGCAACGGCUAAAGCCCAACAGGAAAAUCAGACAAGGAAUUAUUUAGCGACUCCUUUUAUUGGAAAAUGUCAAUUUAUAACAACCAAUAAAAGUCAAAAACCAAUUAAUUGCCGAUGUCACCACUGUUGUCUGAUGGAAAAACUAAAGCGUAACGAUUCAGGUCGUUGAAUUUCGAUGCCAUUAAAACUAAUGGAUAUAUGACUUGACUUUAUAAUAUUGCUCUGCAUAUAUAGCACAUUCUAGCAAAGUGCAAAGAUGUCAGCAAGUUUGUAUGUAGAAAUUUUUGCAGUCCUGUAGAAAAUCGUCGGAAAUUGUGCCGUCCUCAUUGGAGGGUCCGAACGGUAUGAUCUUUUAUGAAUAUAUAAUUAUUGCAUGGUUCUCUCUAUGUUGUUACAUAUGCCAAAAAUAUGUGAUGAUAGCUAAGCAACAAAUCAUUUGACGAUAUCAUAAGAGCGCAGUGAUCAUUGACAGAUGGAUAUGGAUUGCAUGGUGUGAUUGCUUAUGCAACUUACAAUUCCAGCAGACCAUUUUAACAUUUAUUGAAAACAGACAAAUAUUCAACGAUGAUCUACACCGGAAAAAUAUAUAUCUUAAAUGUAUGUAAGAAAUUUUUCAGAAAUUUGCCGUUUUGAUUAUAUACAUACUUUUAUGGACAUCUUGUGUUUAUGGAGUUAAUUUAAAUGCUCUUGACGAGAUUUCUUAUAACAUGCAAUAGAAAUAAGCGACGGUAUAUUGCUAAGAAUUGGAC
Molecule: messenger RNA, 1849 nt
Organism: Teleopsis dalmanni
Lineage: Eukaryota; Metazoa; Arthropoda; Insecta; Diptera; Diopsidae
Exons: 5
Coding region: 52-1269 (405 amino acids)
Source: RefSeq, a predicted model, not a curated record